AUGGCUAGCCCCGUGGCAGCCGGAUACCCUCAGCCUGUUGCUUCCCCUCCCCCUGUCUACCUUCGAUCUUCCCCGCCGGCCUCCCCCACUCACCAUCAGUCUACACCACGGUCGAUGCCCAGGGGACCUUUGAAUAUGGGCAUUGGGCGGAAAUCCCCUCCAGCCUCGGUGCCAUUGGCAGACAAUGUCGUCAACAACCAGUAUAUCUCUACUCCUAGUGUUGACGUCAACGGGGACACAAAGCUGCCUCUGGUGUCCAACAAAACAGUUGACAAUUUCCCCGACGAUUAUGAGGUCCCUCCACUACCCACCACGGCAUUUUCCAAAUUGACGAUGGAAGAGGAUUCACCACAAAUAAAUGUUCGGGGUCCACACGGCGAUUUCCCUUCCCGCGGAGAUUCUUAUGGCGCCCCACCUCACUCAGAGUCGUUCGCGCAUGGACACACGCCUGCCAGCAGUGGCUCCUGGUCAUUGGUAGAGUCACAGGGGAGAGAUGAGCCGAACAAAUCAAGCAGAUCCCCGUCGGAUCAGGAAGCCCCAAGUGGUAGUCAGGAGUGCUCCUCCCGGGGUAGCUUGGACAGCAUGUCCCAGGUACCGGAAGGUUAUGUAGAGCAGGAGCCGGAGCCUCUACACUACCACCAUCGCCCUUACCAGCCCUCCAAAACGGGUGGAUCUACUGAGAAUUUUAUUGGCCCAAAUGGGCACCUAAGUGCUGGACGAUCUAGACCACCAAGGCCGCGCUCAGCGUACUCAUUUGCAUCCGAUCUAGGAGGCGAAGGACGCAAUGGGUCUCCCCAGGCAUCUCCAUACCUUCGCGCACAUUCGUCGUCCAGGAAUUCGACAGCAUCCCCCGAUGUUCGACCCCUAUCAUUCGUUGAUCUUCUGAAUACCCCCUAUCCGCAGCCUGGCCCUGCACCGGCACAGUUCGGUAACUCCCACCUCCAGUCGUCCGUUGGCAAUAAUGCGUCCUUGCUUAGCCACAAGCAAACAUUUGAUAUGUACCUAGCCAACGUGAAAAAGACCGAUGAUCCAGCCAUCCAAUAUGAGUUUGCAAUUUUCAUGGUCAAUGCAAUGCUAGAGAUGCCCACCCAGGACCUUGACGAGGCAGCCGCGGCGUAUGGCCGGAAGGGAUCUGAAAUCACUCGAGCGAGCCUGCUGCGAGAAGCCAAGUCGAUCCUUCAGCGCCUGUCCGACCGCAGCUAUCCUUUUGCACAAUACUACUUGGCAGACGGAUAUGCGUCGGGGCUAUUCAGUAAAGGCAAAGAGGACCAUGAUCGGGCAUUUACCCUGUUUGUCGCAGCAAGCAAACACGGCCAUGUAGAAGCGUGCUACCGAACAGCGCUCUGCUACGAGUUCGGAUGGGGCACUCGAGUCGAGGCGGCAAGAGCCCAGCAGUUCUAUCGCCAGGCGGCGUCUAAGAACCAUCCGGGGGCCAUGUUGCGCAUGGCCAAAGCUUGUCUGGCAGGAGAUUUGGGCCUGGGGAAGCGCUACCGGGAGGGAGUGAAGUGGUUGAAGCGGGCGACAGAAUCCUCCGAUGCGCAGUAUAACUCGGCCCCUUACGAACUCGGGCUGCUACACGAGUCGGGAUAUGGCGACGAUGUCUUCGCGGAUCCUGCUUAUGCCGCCCAACUUUUCACCAAAUCGGCAGAUCUAGGCCACGUGGAGGCAAGCUAUCGCUUAGGGGACGCUUACGAGCAUGGGAAACUGGAAUGCCCUCGCGAUCCGGCCUUGAGCAUACAUUUCUACACGGGAGCUGCACAGGGGGGCCAUCCCCUUGCGAUGAUGGCGCUGUGUGCGUGGUAUCUGGUGGGGGCAGAGCCUGUUCUGGAGAAAGACGAAAAUGAGGCGUAUGAAUGGGCCAAGCGUGCCGCCGAUCUGGGGCUGAGCAAAGCUCAAUAUGCUGUUGGAUAUUUUACGGAAAUGGGCAUUGGUUGCCGGCGUGACCCACUGGAAGCCAACGUUUAUUACGUGAAGGCGGCGGAGCAAGGGGAUACUCGUGCGACGCAUCGAAUUGCGGCGAUUCGAGCAGCGGCAGAGGGGGUGGAUCCAGCGCAGGCCGCUGCCAGUAACGGACAGAGGAAUAAGAAGGAUGGCAAGAAGCGAUUUGGCCUAUUUUAG
Molecule: messenger RNA, 2118 nt
Organism: Aspergillus tanneri
Lineage: Eukaryota; Fungi; Ascomycota; Eurotiomycetes; Eurotiales; Aspergillaceae
Gene: chs3
Product: putative chitin synthase activator (Chs3)
Exons: 3
Coding region: 1-2118 (705 amino acids)
Molecular function (GO): protein binding
Source: RefSeq, a predicted model, not a curated record